Prorocentrum cordatum is the source of this 2379-nucleotide messenger RNA. Lineage: Eukaryota; Dinophyceae; Prorocentrales; Prorocentraceae. The record is from the annotation of a GenBank genome assembly.
AUGAUUUGGUUAUCUGACGAGGUCGAGGGCUGCUCUGGCGCGGACCAGAUCGAGGAGACUGGAGAGGCGACGGCGGUGUCCGAUGCGGCUUUCUCAAGUUGGUGGGCUGUCGCCACCUCGGGAGAGCCCUCGCCUUCGGAGCCCAGCCGAGGCGGUGGCCGCGAGGAAGGCGCGGACGGCGAGCCAGUCGAGGCGCCCAGCGACGGCGACGUCGUGAUCAGGAUCCGCGAGCUCGGCGAUUGGCUCGGCUUCCGGGUCCGCUGCGAGACCGCGUCGAGGCUGCAGGCCUUGAGGGCCAUGCUGAGGCUGCUCUUCCGGGUCUUUUGCAGCGACUCCUCCCGCUGGGCGGAGCUCACCGCGGAGGGGCAAGUCGGCUCGGCCGUGCUGGAGAUCGCCGGGGCCCUCGUGCGGGCGGAGGCGGGCGCGCCCGAGGCGGCGGACGCCCGGGGCGCGCAGCCCGCGGCCGCCGGGGCGGCGGCCAGCCGCCCGCGCGCGGCGAAGGGCCGCGGCAGGGGCGCCGCGGGGGGUGGAGAGGGCAUGGGGCGCCAGCAUUGCAACGAUUGGGACCUCGGAGGGUCAGGGCUCAAGUUUUCUGCCCUCAGGAGGGCACCAUUUUUGAACAGAUUACGGACUCACACCAGACCAGUGCUCCAGUCAGACAUGGUCCGAGACGGAGAAUCAGUCUGGUGGUGCCCUUGCGGACGCUACAACAAGUUGCGCUACCAGUCGUGCCUGUGUGGGACCAGCGUCCGCAAUCAGGUCACGGGUGGCAAGGGCAAGGGCAAGGGCGCUCCUCGCGCCAGAACUCCUGGUCGUCGAGGGGAAGAACGUCGCAACCGUCUUCACGACAACUCGAUGCAGCAGAACACGGCUCAGAUUCAGCAGGUUCUAGCCAAGAUUCUCCCAGCCACCAAGUCCGUCGCGGAGGAGCACGAGAGGUACGUCUCCCCACCCGAGGACACCAAGAAGUAUCCAGUCUUCCGCGACUCGCUCAAGUUUCGCAUGCAGGCCCUGGGCUUUGCUGUGUACGCCGCCCAGCAAGCAGACGCAGAGGACGAGACAGCGGUCGAAGAGAUUGCAAUGAUCAAAUACACGUUAUCGGCGCUCAACCCGCUACCCCAGCAGAUAUUGGAAGCAAAGACGAGGUUGCAGCGCACAGUGGACAGACGCAAGGGGCUCCAGACCAAGAUCGCCGAGAUGGAGGAGUCGCUUGCAUUCCUGGACGACGAGAUCUAUGCCAUCGAGGAUGGCAUCCAGCAGCUCGAGCAGGCGCUGGAGGACGAGGAGAUGAUUGUCGAGGAGGACGACCAGCAGCCACCACCUCCACCUGGAGGCGGCAAAGCGGAGGCGCUGCCCAAAGCCGGGCCCUGGGGGGCUCCCCAUCACGGGCCAGGCAUGGGACAGCAGCCCCAGCAGGCGCCAGGCUUCCCGCCGAAGCAGCCGCCGCCCCAGGCGCCGCCUCAGCAAGUGCCAGGCUUUCCGCAGCAGCCGCCGAUGCAUGUGACAGGUGGUGUGCCACCACCGCCUCCCAUGCCGCACCAGAUGGCGCCGCCAGACUACAACCCGCAGCUGGCCCAGAUGCUCUACAAUCUCGUCUCCAACCAGAACAGGAUGGACCAGGCCAUGGGUCAAAUCGUUGGUGCCAUAAACAACCUGGGCUUGGGUCAGCCAGCUGCUGGCGUGCCUCCGAGGACUUUUCAGACAGCCGCGGGCCCAGUUCAGCAGCCUGCAACAUCGCCGGCGGAGACGGAGGCUCACCCACCUGGACUGCCAGCAGCUGGCACCCACGGGUUCGGUCAGCCGCCGACCUUUACCUUCGGUCAGCCAGCCAUGAAUUGGAGCGACCCGAGGCACCCGAACCACAACCAGUACCUCGUGGAGAAGGCCGCCCAGGAAGCGGUCGACAAGGUGCCAAAGGCCACGCCCUUAGAGAAGGACGAGCCCAGGACACCAACGCCAGUCGGAGGUACAGCUACACCGAUCUCGACGACACCGCCAGCCAACUCCCUGGAGCAGCAGUUCCACGCAGCGAUGGCAUCGGGCGAGACCAUUCACGUCCCAUCGUCAGCAGAAGAGGCGGCGUCAGAAGUUUUGGGCGAGCCCUUGGUCUCGCAGUAUCCGUCACCUACACAGGCAUGGGGGCCAGCUUCUGCCCUGGCGGAGGCCACGCCCUAUGCGGAGAUGCUGGCGCCCACGCAGUGCAUGGCCUCCCAGGGCGAGGCGAUCCCAGGUCCAGCGACCUCGUGCACCUCGCCUCUCACGGCAUCGACAGCGGCCUCAGACGGCCCGUCACCAGGCGCAGCCAGCUCCGCGCCCAUGAGCAGCCGAAUGGACAAGAGCCGCUCGCCGCCGCACAAGCUACAGAAGACCGAGGACUAG